UUUUUUCAUUCCUUCAGCGUAUCUGUAUCUUGUCGCUUGUGGCGCGCUCGCACGUUGUUCGUUGUGUCGGUCAGUGCGCGUUUUUUUAGGCUCUGUUUAUUUCAUUUGCUCAACAUACACCACACAUACAGUUACAGCGAUACAUACACGGUAGUGAUUUGGCGGGCUAGUGUGCGUGUGAAUGUGUGUGAGAGCCUACAACAAAACAUAAUAAAUACAAAAAAGAAGCGAAACGAACGAAAAAGAAUUGGAGUGCGAUACAAAAACACAGUGUAAACUUAAACAACUAAUGCCAAAUAAACAAAUGCAAUUCUAAUACUAUAUUUAACCAAAAGCCGAGUGAAAACAGUACACACCAAAUAAAAAAAAGUUGCUGGAAAAGAUUUAAUUGUAAAAAACGAAAAGAAAAAAUUGUGUUUCGUUUGCUUGCUUGCGUUUGCGUGCGCGUGUGUGUAUGUGUGUUGUGUGUAUGUUUGUAUGCGAGUGAGAAGCACAACACAAAAAGGAAAGCAAAGCAGAAGCAGCAGAAAUACACAAAAAAAAAAAAAAAAAAAAUGUGCGCCUGGCAGCAGCCGCAGCAGAUGAUGUAAACUUUUUUUGUUGUAAGCAAAAGUUGUAAAGUUUGUGAAAAAGUUACCCAAAAAACACAAAAACAAAAACUAGAAACACUUGAGAGUGGAGACCGGAGAGCGGAGAGUUAAAGUCAACAGUCGAAGUUAAGUCGCGUAGAGUUUUUGAGUUUAUUGUUGUUGUGAGUGGAGAGUAUUUGGUGUGCUGAAGAAAAAAAAAAGCUUUCAAGAUGCCGGAAACCGAAUACGAGUACUGCACCAAAGAGUGGCUCCAAUCAGAGCUGAGAACCAGCUACGAUGCCAAGGAGCUGAUCAUACUCGACUGUCGCGGCUCUCAAGAGUACAGCGAGUCGCACAUUCGCAGCGCUGUUAACUUUAGCAUACCGAGCAUAAUGUUACGACGCUUUGCCGCAGGCAAGAUCGAUUUGGCCUCCACAAUCAAAUCGCCCGAGCUUAAGGUUCGCAUACAGAUGGGCUACAACGUCAGUCUCUUUAUACUCUACAACGAUGUCGGCGUCUCUGGCUACCAAUCGCAACAACAACAGCCUCAAGAUGUUGCCGGUGCAAUGUUUGGCAAUGGCAACGAUGCAACAAUCAAUGUGCUCCAUCGUCGACUCAAACAGGACGGAUGUCGCGUGGUGGCGCUGCAAGAUGGCUUCUCCAGUUUUCAUCAAGCAUUUCCGGAAUGGUGUGAGGACGACAACCAGGCGCACAGCAAAGAAAUGGAAUCUAGUCGCAACACACAGGCCGAUCAAUUGAUGGGUCUGAGAUCGCUACGCAUUUCCACGCCACAUUCCGAUUCGGCAUGUAGCAGCUCCGGCGAAUCCUCGGACUGCGAGAGCACCACACAUCAUCAUCAUCACCAUCAUCAUCAUAAUUUCAAUGAGGUGCCCGUUGAAAUAGUGCCCGGCCUGUUUCUGGGCAACGCCUCGCACAGCUGUGACUCGAAUGCUUUGCAAAAGUACAACAUUAAAUAUGUGCUGAAUGUGACACCCGAUUUGCCGAAUGAGUUUGAGCAGCUGGGCGUCAUAAAGUAUCUACAAAUACCCAUAACUGAUCACUAUUCCCAGGAUGUGGCCAUGCAUUUUCCAGCCGCCAUACAGUUUAUAGAGGAAGCUCGUCGUGCCAAUUCGGCAGUGCUGGUUCACUGCCUGGCGGGCGUGUCGCGCUCGGUGACGGUGACGCUCGCCUAUUUGAUGCACACCCGGGCGCUCAGUUUGAACGAUGCCUUCAUGCUGGUGCGGGCACGCAAACCGGACGUGUCGCCCAACUUCCAUUUCAUGCAUCAGCUGCAGUCCUUUGAGAGCCAAUUGCGUCUCAGUUCCUGCUCCGACGGUCAGGCCAUGGACGAGGGCGGCAGUCCAUCGGCGGCGUCAGUGGCCAGCUGCUCCUCGGCCACAACGUUGAGUGCCAAUCCCAGCCUAGUUGCUGCCGCCCGCUGCGGUCGCUCGGGCUCGAAAUUCUCAUGCAAUUGCAUUGCAGCCGACUGCAAGUGUAUGCAAACGGGCGGAUUUAUGGCCGCACAUUUGGCCAAGGCAACGGGCGUGUCACCGGAUUCGGGCAUUGAAUUCGAUCGCUGGACGCCAGCAUCGGAUACGGAACUCAAAUGAGAUCAGCUUGUGGGGAAGAGUUUUGUGCUGCCACCCAGUAGUAAUAGUAGUUGUAGUCAUCAUCAAUGUCAGGACUCGCCAACAACAAUAAUUGCGACCAGUUCGCCGCCGCCGGGCAAUGCGGACAACAUGUCGCCGGCUAGCACCACCAGCUCCUCCACGUCCACAACAACCACAGCCGAGGCUGUUUCGGUGGUUGAGCUGGUGCCAGUCAACGUCCUCGAGGAUGGCCGCAAGAGCAAGUGCGAAGAGCAGGGAUCGGCUUAAAUCCAGUCUAAUCACACAAAACAAACACAAAACAGAAAACAAAGCAAAACUCUUUUUCCUACUUUGGUUGUCCAACACAAACACAAACAAACACACACACACACGCAUACAUAUGAAGCAUAAAAAAUAAUCUAAAAUAACUAUAAAUAUAAGAUAUAAUUUCUAGUUAAGUCUAACGCAAGAAAAAAAUAAAAAUGAAUUAAGAAAUAGUCUCGCAGUAAUUUGCAAAUGGAAAAUAAUUCAAACACACACAACCACUAAAAGAAUAUAUGAAAUAUAUUUAUAUAUAAUAUAUCUACAUACAUAUACAAAUAUAUAUAUAUAUAUACAUAUACAGUAAUACCUUAUGUACAUGUUUGUAAUUAACUCCUAAGCCAAGUCAAAACAAGUUGAAUAUGAAGUAAUAUUAAUAUAAUAAAUGAAUAAUACAAAAAGAGAAAAUACACAAAACAGAAACAGAAUUAUGAAAUCGCGUUAUUUAUAAAGUUUAAACUUUACAAAACUGUUUUUAGGCGCAUAGUUUUUUUUUAAUUUUACUAAAUAAAUGUGUAAUUGUUAUAUACAAAAGAAACGAAAAACAAUUUGAUUAAGAAAACCAUUUAUAUAUAUAUAUUCUAUGAUAUAAAUAUAUGGAAAAGCCAAGUCAUAUAAAUGUAAAAAUGAUACACACAAAAGUUGAAGUUGCAAGCAGAUUAUUAAAUACUAAAAAUGCGAAAUAAACAACAAAACGAUGAAGCAGAUAUUUAUUAUUAUUUUGAGCAACGCAAAAAACAAAAAGAAGAUGAAAAUGUCAGAAACACGACCUCGGGGGACUGACGAAGAUUGGAGGCAGAGCAUAAAAGAGAAACUUAAAAUUGAAUAUAACUAAACAAAAAAAAGAAGCCUCAAGGCGCGCCUAAUUAACGGUUUGUUCGUCUUGUUUGUUUUUUUUCUUUUGCAAUAUUUACUUUUUGUCUAGCUAAUAAGAGUUUUAACGAAGACAAACAAAAAACAGAAACAAAUUGAAAAAUAUAUUCUAAAAAACGAACGUUGAAACGUGCAAAGAUUGAGAAGAUUAAGAUGAAGAAGAAAAAGGCAAGUCCUUGAUGAAUGUUGGUACAAAAAUUUAUCAGGUGUCGUCAUCACGAAUAACAAUGGUUCAUAAGGUGACCAUUCAAAAAGAAAACAAAAAUAAAUUAAUGAAAGAAAAUGUAAAAUACAAAGCAGAAAUAUUUCGAAAAAAAGGCUGUGCGCAAAAGAAAAUAUUAUAAAAAUGGGGAAGAAACAAACAUACAUUCAAUAGAAACGAAAUCUAUUGAAACGAACGAAAAUAAGUACCGAAAAGUUGAAGAUUAAAUUGUAGAACUAAAGUUCGGCAUGGCGUCGAGCUUGGCAAAGCAGAGACUUGGCUCGAAGAGACUAAGAACAUUUGACUUUGGAAGAUCAAGAGAUGGAUUAACAAAUCGGGAGUUUAACUUGAUAAUGUUUGUACAGAUUUUAUAGUGGAGGUGAAGAUGGAGGAGUCAGAUGACCAGAGUGCAGUACAGUCGAAAUACUUGUGAUGGUAAGUUCAGGAAUUUGACAUAGGUAACGCAUACGCCACGUAUGACGCGCUUGUUGUUAUCAACAGCUCUGCAAGUUUUUGUCAGCCGUCAACCGCGCUGAUAUAAUUUGUAUUUAAACUUGGUGUUAAAAAUAAACAAAUGAAUACCCAAUAAAACCAAAUUCAGAGUUUAUUACAAAUUUGUUAGAAAAAACAAGUUAAUAAUCUCGAUGUUAAGGAGCUCGUGUAAUAUUUGACAGCCCCCGAUCCAAACUUGUCUUAUUAAUGCUGGGUUUAUAAGCAAUUCCCAACUAACAGAUUCAUUGCAAGGUUUAUGACAAAACAGUCUGAUGUUUUUAAAUCACAAAAUGUGUGGACAACGUUUUUGAUAUUGAUAAAAACAAUUAAGAAAAACAAGGCAGCUAAAACGGAACGAGUUCCUUCAUUGUAAGCGCACACGAUUUGCCUAAAACCCUACGGAUUCUGAGCCCAAUGAAAUGCAAAUUUAAAUAAGUCAUUUAAAUGUUUGCAAUCAAAGCCAUUUAAUUGUUAAAUGCCUCAGUCAGUAAGAAACAAAAAAUAAUAAUGGCAAGAAUUAAAUAAACCUUAUAAAGUCCCUUCAUUGCGGAACAUACGAAUAUGAAUAAUUUGUGUGUUGACCAUUUUGAAAAAGUAAAAAUAAUUCACGAUUAUUAAACUUAAAUAACAAAAGAAUUAAUAAAUGUUUGCUGAUUAUUGUGCGCGAAACGAGUUGAAAAUUGAAGUGUAUGAAAAGGAAUUUGGAAAUUGAAAAUUGCAUUUUCCAUUCAGACAUUUUACAUGUGAAAAUAUACGGAAACGAAAUUAGCUGCUUGGCAGCGCAUUUGUUAUAAAGUCGCCCCACUGCAUUUUGGGGGCGUGGCAGCUGAGCGGGAGUGCGUUUUUAAACUUAAGUAACACACACACAAUUUUACAUAUUGUAUAUUGUAUAUCUGAGUGUUGAAUUUUUUCAUCAAUGUUUAGAAUUUUGCGACAGUGCCAACAUUUUAACGAAAAUUAAAAGUGAAAAAUAAAUAAAAAAAAAA
This is a messenger RNA of Drosophila albomicans, 5032 nucleotides long. RefSeq names its product dual specificity protein phosphatase Mpk3 (gene Mkp3). The transcript is spliced from 5 exons. The record is from RefSeq and is a predicted model, not a curated record. Gene Ontology annotation, biological process: negative regulation of MAPK cascade; protein dephosphorylation. Gene Ontology annotation, molecular function: protein tyrosine/threonine phosphatase activity; MAP kinase tyrosine/serine/threonine phosphatase activity. NCBI's taxonomy places the organism in Eukaryota, Metazoa, Arthropoda, Insecta, Diptera, Drosophilidae. Gene Ontology annotation, cellular component: cytoplasm; cytosol. Bases 800 to 2179 code for a protein of 459 amino acids.